Eublepharis macularius is the source of this 719-nucleotide messenger RNA. It is a transcript of the gene ELOC, whose product is annotated as elongin C. Gene Ontology annotation, cellular component: elongin complex. Gene Ontology annotation, molecular function: protein-macromolecule adaptor activity. Gene Ontology annotation, biological process: ubiquitin-dependent protein catabolic process. The coding region runs from base 161 to 499 and encodes 112 amino acids. Lineage: Eukaryota; Metazoa; Chordata; Lepidosauria; Squamata; Eublepharidae. The record is from RefSeq and is a predicted model, not a curated record. The transcript is spliced from 4 exons.
UUGUGACCCAGCGGAAGUGGUUUGAGCGGGGCGGCUGGCCCGGCAGGAACUGGAAGGGGGUCUGCGGAGCUGCCCCGGCGAAUCUUCUUGGGCGCCGGCCGGGCGGAGUUCUUAUUGCAAAAACUGCAGAAGCAAAGAAACAACCAUUUGAUAAGGAGAAAUGGAUGGAGAAGAGAAAACUUACGGUGGGUGUGAAGGCCCUGAUGCUAUGUACGUGAAGUUGAUAUCCUCUGAUGGCCAUGAAUUUAUUGUCAAACGAGAACAUGCACUCACAUCAGGGACAAUAAAAGCUAUGUUGAGCGGCCCAGGACAGUUUGCUGAGAACGAAACAAAUGAAGUAAAUUUCAGAGAGAUUCCCUCCCACGUCCUAUCCAAAGUGUGCAUGUACUUCACCUAUAAGGUUCGCUACACUAACAGCUCCACAGAAAUUCCUGAAUUUCCAAUUGCACCUGAAAUUGCACUGGAACUGCUGAUGGCUGCAAACUUCUUAGAUUGUUAAAUAAAUUAUAAUAAAAAUGUAAACUUUUUUCAGUAUUUAAUACACGUAGUUCAGUUAGUAACUUUUUUCAUAUAGCAUGUUCUGUACAUUUGGUUAAGGACUGUAAUGGUCACUGCAGAGGCCGUUGCCUGCAGUGGUUUGGCAUGCUUGGGUUUGUUUCGCUGCUUACACCAGUAACAGUCUCCUCACCAACUGAAAAAUAAACAUGUCAAUUUGUGGA